AAAAAAUCAUAAGUAGCAAGAGAGGAAAAGUUUCUAAUCUUACAUUUUUCCCUAUUUUAAACCUAUUUAGCAGCAGAAUUUAACCUUUUAUAUUCUACGAAAUCUUUUUCGUCUGGUUUGUUUUGGAGUAUGUAAAAUUUGGAAUUUGAGUUGAAAGGUCUUUAAUGCCCUUGACUUUCCCUUCAAAUUACACAUUGAAUUAGGUUAACAACUCAAUGCUGCUUCCAUGGUUGGAACGAAGAAAAAACGAUGAAACCCAAUGCCUCUUCUCUUUUAGUUUUCUUCCUUUUUCUUCCCUCGAAAUUACACUAGUGGAUAGUAAGCUUUAAAUCCCAUGAAGACAAAGCUUAAUAGCUCAAUUCUGUUUUCGGAUCUAUGUGUAGAAUCCAAGUUUAAUACUACGCACACAACCCGUUUGAUAAAUUUCUUCAGAAGGUAUGCGUUUCUUGUUUCCACCCGUUUGGCACCACUUUUUGAUGCAAAUUAUCAAUACCCACAAACCCAAAAAUAUUUUACACUCUCUAUAUUCAUCAUCAACAACAUCACCGGAACUGGAGGAGCUUCGUAAGGUAGUUUCGAGCUCCAUUGGUGGUUUAGAUGACCUGGAGUCGAGUUUAAACCGGUUUAAGCUUUCUUUAUCAUCGUUACUUGUUACUGAGGUUAUAAAGUAUUGCGAAAAUGUAGCUCCGACUAGAAGGUUAUUGAGAUUUUUCUUGUGGUCGGUUAAGAGUUUAAGUUAUAGUUUGGAAGAUAAGGACUUUAACUAUGCGGUUCGAGUGUUUGCAAAACGGAAGGAUCAUAGGGCAAUAGAGAUAUUGAUUUCGGAUCUUAGGAACGAGGGGCGACUAAUGGAGAGCCAGACUUUCAGUGUUGUGGCUGAUAUGUUGGUUAAAUUGGGGAGAGAAGAUGAAGCAUUGGGUAUUUUCAAGAACUUGGAAAAGUUCAAGUGCCCGCAAGAUGGUUUCAGUUUGACUGCCAUUGUGAAUGCUUUAUGUGCUAAAGGGCAUGCUAAGAAAGCUGAAGGUGUAGUUUAUCAUCACAAGGACAAGAUUGCUGGUGUUGAACCUUGUAUAUAUAGGAGUCUCCUUUAUGGUUGGUCCAUUCAAGAGAAUGUAAAGGAAGCUCGCAGAGUUAUCAAGGAGAUGAAGUCAGCUGGCGUUGAGCUUGAUUUGUAUUGCUAUAACACAUUCCUUAGGUGCCUUUGUGGGGCAAACCUUAAAUGCAAUCCUUCCGGCCUCGUUCCGGAAGCUUUAAACGUGAUGAUGGAAAUGAGAUCCUAUAGAAUUGCUCCAACAUCAAUCAGUUAUAACAUAUUGCUUUCUUGUUUGGGGAAGACAAGAAGAGUGAAAGAAUCAUGUCGGAUUCUCGACUUGAUGAAAAAAACCGGCUGUGCUCCGGAUUGGAUAACAUAUUAUCUUGUUGCCAGAGUAUUGUACUUGACAGGAAGAUUUGGCAAGGGAAAUAUGAUAGUUGAUGAGAUGAUUGAACAGGGGUUGACCCCUGAUUGUAAGUUUUACUAUGAUCUCAUUGGUGUUCUUUGUGGAGUGGAGAGAGUGCAUUUUGCUGUUGAGUUGUUUGAGAAGAUGAAGAGAAGCUCAUUGGGUGGGUAUGGGCCAGUUUAUGAUGUGCUUAUACCAAAACUUUGCAGGGGAGGCAACUUUGAAAGGGGUCGAGAGCUGUGGGAUGAGGCUGUUGCUUUGGGUGUUAGUGUUUCCAUCUCCACUGAUGUUUUGGACCCUUCAAUCACUCAAGUUUUCAAGCCAACGAGAAAGGUGAAGGAGUUCAAUCUUAAGGACUGUAAAAUGGCUAAGAAUACAGUGAAUAUGAAGCACAAGAUUAUCAAGGGAAACAAGGGUAAGAAAAAAUUAUCUCAAAAGAAUAAAUCUGUUUCUAAAUAAAAUGGUUUGGGUUAAUGUCAUCCCCCCCCCCCCUUCCCUUUUUUGGGAUUCAUGUACUUUGUUAACAUUUUUAAUCUGGCACUUUUAUUUUUAAAAUAUUUAUUGAACAAAAUAAUUUUGGACGCAAUUGGAAUUCACAGGAUAGUGAAAUAGAAUAGGGUUUAGUUUUGCACAUGGCUACAUGGAACGGGGUUUUAAGACAGUGGUUGAGAUGGGAUCGGAAGGGGGUCCUUCAUGUUCCAGUUCAAGAUACUUCCAGUCUCUACCAUCACACGUCCCAUGUCCGUGCAAUUCAAUUCAAUACAGUAACAGUGCAUAUUUCUACAGUGCAAUCCACGCUCUUUAAGUAGCGUCGGGAAUGGGCCUUUAUUUUAUUUUUUGGAGGACAAGAGAAGUUGGAUUCAACGCGUUGACGCUAGCUGUGCUGUCCGAAAUCAAUCCGCAGGACCGGGCCGGAUGUUCUUAAACUAUUUAACUAAAACAUGAAGAUAUCAUAAAUGUGUUUCAUUUCGGAGAAGGAUCAUCUCUGUCGAAAUUCUCUUCUUUUGCGGUUGUUUUUAUAAUCCCAUAGAUUGCUUCAAAACAUGAACAUAACAUUAUUGAGGUUACUGGAUUAUUCAAAGUUUUUUAUUAGA
This is a messenger RNA of Gossypium arboreum, 2533 nucleotides long. Its product is annotated as pentatricopeptide repeat-containing protein At5g61370, mitochondrial. The coding region runs from base 438 to 1898 and encodes 486 amino acids. Gene Ontology annotation, molecular function: protein binding. The transcript has a single exon. NCBI's taxonomy places the organism in Eukaryota, Viridiplantae, Streptophyta, Magnoliopsida, Malvales, Malvaceae. The record is from RefSeq and is a predicted model, not a curated record.